This is a messenger RNA of Candida tropicalis MYA-3404, 1491 nucleotides long. RefSeq names its product phenylalanine--tRNA ligase subunit alpha (gene FRS2). The record is from RefSeq and is a predicted model, not a curated record. Gene Ontology annotation, cellular component: phenylalanine-tRNA ligase complex; cytosol; cytoplasm. The coding region runs from base 1 to 1491 and encodes 496 amino acids. Gene Ontology annotation, molecular function: ATP binding; tRNA binding; phenylalanine-tRNA ligase activity. The transcript has a single exon. NCBI's taxonomy places the organism in Eukaryota, Fungi, Ascomycota, Pichiomycetes, Serinales, Debaryomycetaceae. Gene Ontology annotation, biological process: phenylalanyl-tRNA aminoacylation.
AUGUCUGAUUUCCAAUUACAAAUAUUAAAACUUGUGAAUGAUAAUAAUGGUGUUAUUGAAAACACCCUUAAGUCCUCAGAAUUAUCUAAAAUAGAUGCCAAUACUUUACAUGCUAACUUGACUUCCUUAUGGGCCAAGGAAAUGAUUGUUUUCAAUAAAAUUGAAACUGAUAAAUGGAUUUUAACUAAAGAAGCUCAAGAAUAUCUUAAAGUCGGAGCGACUCCAGAAGUUCAAGUUGUUGAUGAAGUUUUAAAAGCUUUGGAAGGAUUGACUAUUUCUAAAUUAAAAGAAAACUUGGGUAGUAUCGGACUUGUUGGACAAGGUAAAGCUUUCAAAAACAAAUGGUUGAGUAAAGAUGGUGAUAAAUUAAUUGCCAAUGUUGACAAAUUACCAGAAGAUGUUGUUUUAAACGAAUUGAAAACAAUUAAUGAAACCGGUACUUUGGAUGAUAAAAAAGAAUUGAAUGAAUUGAAAAAGAGAAAAUUAAUCAGUUUAACCAAGAUUGUUGGUUAUAAAAUUGAAAAGGGACCUAAAUUUGCUCUUGAAAUUGUCAGUUUGGAAACUGAUAUUACUUCCGAUAUGGUUUUGAACCAAACUUGGAAGGAUGCUCAAUUCAAACCAUAUAACUUCAACUCUGAAGGUGUCUAUCCAUCUUCUGGUGCUUUACAUCCUUUGAAUAAAGUUAGAGAAGAAUUUAGACAAAUUUUUUUCUCCAUGGGAUUCACUGAAAUGCCUUCUAACCAAUAUGUUGAAACUGGUUUCUGGAAUUUCGAUACUUUGUUUGUGCCUCAACAACAUCCAGCUAGAGACUUGCAAGAUACUUUCUACUUGAAAGAUCCAAAGACUGCUAAAGAACCAGAAGAUAAAACAUAUUGGGAAAAUAUUAAACAAGUUCAUCAAGAAGGUAAAUACGGUUCUAUUGGUUACAGAUACCCAUGGAAAGCUGAAGAAUCAUUAAGAAUGGUUUUAAGAACCCAUACAACUGCCAUUUCUGCUGCUAUGUUGCACAAAUUAGCCCAAGAUCCAAAACCAACUAGAUUGUUCUCUAUUGAUAGAGUUUUCAGAAAUGAAGCUGUUGAUGCUACUCAUUUGGCUGAAUUCCACCAAGUUGAAGGUGUUUUGGCUGGUUAUGAUAUCACAUUAGGUGAUUUGAUUGGUUUCAUGGAAGAUUUCUUUGGUAAGAUGGGUGUUGACAACUUGAGAUUCAAAGCUGCUUAUAAUCCAUAUACCGAACCAUCUUUGGAAAUUUUCGCAUACCAUAAAGGUUUGAAGAAAUGGGUUGAAAUCGGUAACUCUGGUAUGUUUAGACCAGAAAUGUUGGAAUCUAUGGGUUUACCAAAGAAUUUGAGAGUUUUGGGUUGGGGUCUUUCAUUGGAAAGACCAACUAUGAUCAAGUAUGGUGUUUCUAACAUUAGAGAGUUGUUGGGUCACAAGGUUUCAUUAGACUUUAUUGAAUCCAAUCCAGCUGCUAGAUUAGAUGAAUUCUUGUAG